GAGUUAACUCGAUAAAGAAUGUCCAAGUUGACUCAAAAAGAAAACGGCUCACUUCCAGCCUUUCUUCUCGUUUCUUCUUUUAUUAUUCAUUUCUUCUGUUUUCUGGAAUCUUUUUUGUCUUUGGGUGCUCCAUAUUUCCAUCAAAAUUGUUUCUUGAGAAAGAGCAAAAGAGUUUACAGAACAAUUGAAGUCAUGAAAAAAGAAAGAAUAAUUCAGCAGCUACCGACAGCAGCUGAAGAAGAAGCUGAAAUUCCGAUUCUUCCCCAAGAAAUCAUAGUAGAAAUCCUUUCAAGAUUACCCAUCAAAUCCCUUUGCCAAUUCAGGUGCGUUUCCAAACUUUGGCUUUCUCUUAUAUCAGAUCCCCUGUUAGCCAAAGCCCACCUCAAACAAACCAUUAAAAAUGAUUACUUUUAUUCUCAGCGGAAAAGAGUGAUCAUUUCCUCACAUAAUUUGUACUCUCUUGAAUAUGAAUCAAUUGGUAAAGACGCUAGCUGUGAUGAAAAUUUGGUAGCUUCAGAGCUUGAUUAUCCUUUGAAAGACAACCCAAAUGGAUUGGCUGAGCUAUUAGAUUCUGCUAAAGAUGGUUUUUUGUAUUGUGAAAGAAGUGAGGAUGAUGAAUUUCCUGUAAUGGUAAAACUAAACUUGCCAUGUUGUGUGAACCCAAGGAAUUGGGUUGAUAUCUUGGGUUCUUGUAAUGGGUUGGUUUGUAUUGCCCCCGAUGAAGAUACUCUUUUCUUGUUUAACCCUUCCACUAGAGAAUCCAAAAGAAUCCCUGACCCGCCUUCCGAGUAUGCUGCUAGUGGUUUAAGUGUUUAUGGGUUUGGUUUUGAUUUUGUUAAUGAUGAUUAUAAGGUGGUGAAACUAGGGAGUGGAACUGUUUGUGUUUACUCAUUAAGAACUGAUUCUUGGAGAAAGGUUGUGAGUUUCCCAUUUGAUGAUAAUGUGUAUGAAUCCGGAGUGCUUCUCAAUGGGGCUAUUCACUGGAUGGCCAGUCGUGGAGAUGGGGCGGAUUAUGAGUGUGUGGUUGCUGCUUUUAGUUUAGAAAAAGAGGUUUUUUUAGAUAUGCCUGCACCUGACGUUGUCGAUACUAGCUUUGAAUUUGUGGUAGGGGUUCUUAAUGGAUGCCUCUGUGUGCUUCAUAGCCGCAAUCAGAUGCACAAUGAUUUUUGGGUGAUGACCAAGUAUGGCAUAGGCGAAUCAUGGACUAAAUUGACCCUCAGUAUCUCAUACAUAUGCAUGAAGCCUUUGUGUUUGGCACACAGUGGAGAAGCCCUGCUGGAGGUUGAUGGGAAACUGUUGCUGUACAACUUGGAAGAUGACAGUUUUAGGUACUUAGAAGUUCAUGGCAUUCCUGCUGGGGAUGGUUUUGAAGCAGAUACCUACUUGGAGAGCCUCAUUUCGCCCAAUGGCUACUGUAGGAGUGGAAUGCAGAUGCAAUAUUGAGUACCAACGAAAUUUAGGAGCCUGGGGAUGGUGAAAAGAGCUAAAGAUGAAAAAUUAAUAGCAUCUGUUCCUAUUAUUUUCUGUAAUUUUACUUAUUUGUGAGCUCUGCUCCCUAGAAUACAUGUUUCAUACUCUUGUGCUUAAAGUAUCUCUUUCAAUACAUAUGUUGUGACAACUUUGAGUGCAAACGGUUGACACAUGAGGCAGAAAAUGAACAGGUCAGUUUUCA
Theobroma cacao (cacao) is the source of this 1672-nucleotide messenger RNA. RefSeq names its product F-box/kelch-repeat protein At3g06240-like. The record is from RefSeq and is a predicted model, not a curated record. Gene Ontology annotation, molecular function: protein binding. Lineage: Eukaryota; Viridiplantae; Streptophyta; Magnoliopsida; Malvales; Malvaceae.